CUGUCCCCUAUGCCUCUCUCCCCGCGCUAUGACUCCAUCGCCAACGGCCCUCACAUGAUGCUGCGCAGUCCAGUGUCUCCCAUCCCUCCGCGAUCGCCCUCGCAGAAUAGCUGGUAUGAGCGGAGAGGGCCGCCAGAGCCUUUGCGCCUGGAUUCCACAAACGCUGUGAUGACAAAGGCCAUGCGCCCCGAAGUGCGCACGCCAGAGACCCCUGCCGUCGAGAACUUUUCUAGACCCCGGAAGCAGAGCGCCAGUAUUAAGUCGCCCCCUGUCGGCCCAGGUAGCCUGCGGCUGGCUUACCUCCCUCCCUCGGAUCGCAUGCCGGAGAUGACCAGCGUUUCACCUUCUUCCACGCCCUCCUGGCAACGCCCCCAACAGCCUUUCGACUCUUCAAAACCUUCACUCUCAUAUGCCGCCUCUCCAUCUUUUCCCCCUACUGCCGAAUACCAAUACCUCGAAUCGAGCUCCGGCCGCUCCUCUAGGAACGCGAGCGCACAUCCUCAUCCCUCAAUUGCCGGCCAUCGCCCCCAGUAUCUGGCCUACAACAACCGCAUUGACAGCUCCAUCAGCGCUCCCACGCCCAGUGGGCCAGCUCCGUGGAUGAGCGACGACGAACUGCGAUCCAGCUUCAGGUCACAGCUUACAUCAUCGUCCAUUCCCGCCACUACCUUGACCGAACGGAGCAGCGUCUUGACCAAAGACAGCUCUGUUCUGUCGCUCUACGGAGAAUCAGCAGACGCAGACGCAGACGCAGACGCAUACGCAGACACUGACGCUGACGAGCCCAGCUUGGAAGAUGUUAUGGGCAUGUACGAGAGAGGAUUCUGUGACGACGACGACGACGGCAACGACUUUGCAAACGAAGAUUUUGAUUCCAACACCCACACCAACAACACCCACCAUCAACUAAACAACAAUCACCACCACCACCCCUACGACGAUCAAUACAACAUUGGCUAUAGUUCUGCGUACGAUUCGUACCCGCACGAGCCAGAGCCGGACUCUCUACCAAAGCUACUAGAGGAAGAACAGGAGCAACAGCCCGAACUAGAGACGGUGCUAGAAUCAGAGCUAGAGCCAACGCACGACCUCGACCUCGAGCUUGAGCACGAACCUGAGCACGGGCUCGAGCACGGACACUCGGCUUUACAUACACAUGAGGAAGAGGUAAUAGACGAAGAAACAACAGAGGAACCAACAGAGGCGGCAAUAGAGGAAGAAUCGGCCGAACUCCAGGACACUGUCCCCGACAACAUGAUUAGCGUCAUGCACCGUCCUGCCACCGCCAGGUCCGAACCGGUACCUGAGCGCAUUCACGAUGACGAGUUUGAUUCCGACCCGGUGCCUCCGGUGCCUGCUCAGCACUCUGCCCUAGAUAUGGAAAUUAGGCAAUCAAAGAUGCUGUUUUCCAGCACCGCAUUCACAUCAACGCCAGAGCUACCGGGAGCGCGUGAUCGGUAUGGAUUCAAAAAGGAAAACCAAUUUGUCACCAUAGCUCAGUAUGAUGCUUGGGACAAGGGAUACUCUCAGUACCUCGCUCGCCGGCGCAAGAAGUGGGUUUCCUACCUCAAGGACAGCGCCCUGAUGACCGACCGCCCCCAGCGUUUCCCAUCUCCGAAUGCCAAGACGAAGCGUUUUGUUCGCAAAGGCAUCCCGCCGGAUUGGAGAGGAGCUGCGUGGUUUUAUUACGCAGGCGGCCCUGCUAUUCUGGCCAAGCACGGCGGCCUCUACGACAAGCUGUUGUUGAGACAAGCCAAGCAUGUCGACGUUGAGGCCAUCGAGCGUGACCUUCACCGGACGUUUCCCGACAACAUCCAGUUCAAACCUUCGCAAGCCACCGCCGAGAUGCUUGACACCACGACUAGCAGCGAGAGGGCAAGCCAAUCCACAGUCAGGGGCGCGGCCUUGGACGGCAGCGGACCUGGCCCUGUUGGACUACAGGGCGAGCCGCCGCUCAUUGCUUCGCUUCGUCGUGUUCUGCUCGCCUUUGCCGUCUACAACCCCCGCAUUGGAUACUGCCAAAGUCUCAACUUCAUCGCCGGCCUUUUGCUUCUCUUUGUGGAUACAGAGGAACAGGCAUUUUGGCUGCUCAACGUCAUCACCCACAUCUACCUCCCUGGCACACAUGAGAUGAGUCUCGAGGGCUCCAAAGUGGAUCUUGGAGUGUUGAUGACUGAGCUCCGCGACACGAUGCCUGCAGUGUGGGAUAAGAUUGGAGGAGAGCUCGAUGGUGGCGAGCCGCUGACCAGGCCAAUGACUAGCAAGUCAAUGUCCAUGCGAAAGUCACCGCUGACACCCUCGCCGCUGACGCUUCGACUGAAAAGGAAGGAACCUCAUCUGGCGCUGUCAUCUGAGCGACUUCCUCCCAUCACUCUCUGCAUGACUGCUUGGUUCAUGAGCUGCUACAUUGGGACACUGCCCAUCGAGACCACGCUUCGUGUCUGGGACGUCUUCUUCUACGAGGGAUCCAAGACGCUCUUCCGGGUUGCCCUGGCCAUCUUUAAGCUAGGAGAAGCCGAAAUCAAGGCGAUUGGAGAUCCGAUGGAAAUGUUUGGCGUGGUCCAGUCCAUGCCCAGGAAGAUGCUAGACGCAAACAAAGUCUUGGAGACUUGCUUCAAGAGGCGCAACGGCUUCAACCACCUCAGCCAAGAAGUGAUUGAGGAGCGCCGGCAAGAACGACGUGACAAGGCCCAGCAGGAU
Messenger RNA from Trichoderma atroviride IMI 206040, 2700 nucleotides. Lineage: Eukaryota; Fungi; Ascomycota; Sordariomycetes; Hypocreales; Hypocreaceae. The record is from RefSeq and is a predicted model, not a curated record.